UGUUCUGUCUGGAUAUAAACAAAACUUCAUCCGCCUCAACUGAAUAACAAAUGAUGUGAGAUAUGUUAUUGUCCAGAACCGGUACCGACACUCAGUGAGCCAGCGGUCCGUGAACCUCUCAUCAGUAUGGCUGCCGGGACGCUGCAGGAGCUUGUAUCCGCCGCUGCCGCUGAGCAUCCUGACAGAGCCGCCGUGACAUACGACGGCCGCCCGGUGUCGGGGAGCCCGGUGUCUCUGCUGUACCGAGACCUGGUUGAACUGACCGGCGAACUGUCUCUGAUCUUACGGGAGAACUGCUCUGCUAGUAACGGCGUCAUCGGGCUGUACUGCCGUGAUGAUUUGUUCAUACCUGUGUGGAUCCUAGGGAUCCUUCAGUCUCCUGCUGCCUACGUCCCACUGGACCCCGAGGCUCCAGGACUUCUCUCUGCCAGAGUCAUGAACCGCUGUGGCCUCAAGUACUGUGCUGUGAAGACUGACCUUCUGCAGCGUUUCCAGACAGCUGUGGCCACACACAUGUCGGUGGAGGUGUGUUUGGUGUUGUCCAAGUUUAAACUAACAGUGGUACGAGUCGAGUUGCUGCCAGACACACAUGAGACUGUGGCCCAGGUGGAGAAGGACUCUGGGAGCUGGGACCUGGCGUAUGUGCUGCACACAUCUGGAACGACUGGCCUCCCAAAGAUUGUGCGGGUACCACACAAGUGUAUCCUCCCCAAUAUUCUCCACCUGAGAUCGUUGUUUCAGGUGAGUGCACGUGAUGUGGUUUUCCUGGCCUCGCCUUUAACCUUUGACCCCUCUGUGGUGGAUAUUUUCCUGGCCUUAUCAUCCGGGGCUCAGCUCCUCAUGGUUCCCUCUAUGAUCAAGAAAACGCCCAGUCGACUGGCUCAGCUGCUGUUCAGGGAUCAUGAGACGACCGUCCUUCAGGUCACACCCACUCUGCUCAGCCGCUUCGGGCAUCGCCUCCUCAAACAGGAAGUGUUGUCGCCUGGCUCCUCGCUGCGGGUGUUGGCUCUGGGCGGAGAGGCCUGUCCCUCGCCGGCUGUGCUGAGGAGCUGGAGACACGAGGACAACAAAACACACAUCUACAACAUCUACGGCAUCACUGAGGUGUCCUGCUGGGCCUGCUGCUGCAGAGUCCCACAGUCUCUGCUGCAGGCCAGAGACACUCCCUCCAGCGCGGCGUCCUCAGUGCCUCUCGGGACUCCUCUGAUGGACACGCUGGUGGAGGUCAGAGAUGAACAUGGCUGCGUUGUUACAGAGGGAGAAGGACAGGUGUUCAUAGGUGGAGAGGACAGAGUGUGUCUCCUGGACGAGGAGCAGGCCGUCGUCCCCGGGACGAUGAGAGCCAGCGGAGACUGGGUGAACGUUAAAGACGCCCAGCUGUACUACCUGGGACGCAGAGACAGGCUGAUAAAACGCCAUGGGAAACGGGUGAACCUGGACGGCGUGCAGCAGCUCAUCGUGAGUCUGCCUCAGGUGGAGGCCUGUGCUGUGGGUCUGUCUGACGGCUCUCGGCUGCUCGCCUUUGUUGUGGCGUCUACAUCUGGAGACCAGACCGCAGCGUCUCCUCUCACAUCUGUACAGCAGUGUGAGGGGAAAUCACCCUCGGGUCUUGGUCAGUAUCAGGACCACCUCCCUUCUCUUGUAACGCACCACCACCAGGAGGAGGAGACGGGCGGUGCAGACGGAGACAUGCGCAGACUGAUAGUGGACCGGCUGUCUCUGCUGCUGCCGUCAUACAGUGUUCCUGACUCGCUGGUCCUCAUCCCGGCGUUAAGCCUGACUCGUCAUGGUGAGCACGGGACGCUAGUCACUGCGGUGGAGACACAGCGGCUCAUUCAUUCAGCUUUUAAUGUUUGUAUCUCGGCAGGUAAAGUGGACAUGGAGGCUCUUAUGAGAAUAUACCACAGACAGAGACACAGAGCGGAGUCCUCGCAGGGAGACGUCAGCCAACUAAAGCAAACCCUUCAGUCUUUGUGGCAGGAGGCUUUAGGUUUUGCUGAAGCUGUGACCAUUGACGAGGAAUCCAACUUCCUGUUGAGUGGAGGCGACUCUCUGAAGGCGCUGCACCUGUGUGAGGACAUCCGCUCUGCUGUGGGAGUCCCCGCACCACAACUGUUGGAGGUUAUACUUGAUGGGACCUUUUCUGACAUCCUGCGCUGCGUUGCCAGAGCAACACUGAUGCUGCCGCUUGAGAACAGCACAUCAUCACUUCCUGAGGCCAAGAAGCGGCAAACUGACGCUCCCCCUGUUGUUCUAGUGAAGAGACAACGCACACAGUCUGAGUCUAGAGUGGCAGAGAGGCCGCAGCAGGAGAGACGGGCUGUGAAAGUUAUAAGACGAGCAGGUGAUGUGAUGGAAAUCAACGUCAGGAAUGAGGAGACGAGUAAAAACCUCCAGACUGAGAAAUGGGGAGCUGCUGCUCUGGGCCUCAGUCUGAGCUGGUCCUCAGAUACAGGCAGAUGUGUGGACGCCUCGCCGGUGCUUCUGGUCCAUGAAAGAACAGAUCACAGGUCAGAUUCUACCCAAAUAACCGUGUUCAUCGGUUCACACUCUCACAGGAUCCAGGCUUUAGACCUGGACACCGGGAGCCUCGUGUGGGAGCGAGUCCUCGGGGACAGAAUCGAGGCGUCGGCUGCCAUGUCUCACUGCGGGACUCUGGUGGUUAUAGGUUGCUAUGACGGCUCUGUGUAUUUUUUGUGCGCUGCUUCUGGAAAGACGCGGUGGACAUUUGAGACGGGAGAUGCUGUGAAGAGCUGUCCCGCUGUGGAUCCCCACACAGGUCUGGUGAUGGUGGGCUCACAUGAUGGACAUGUUUAUGCCCUGAACCCAAAGCUUCAGCAGUGUGUCUGGAAACGUCACUGUGGGGGAGGGGCCGUGUUUUCCUCCCCCUGGCUCCAGCCAACCCUCAGGCAGCUGUAUGUGGCGUCGUUGGGGGGUCACCUGCUCUGCCUCCACCCAGACAGUGGAGAGGUGCUGUGGUCUGUCCGCAGAGACGUCCCGUUCUUCUCGUCACCAAACGCCUCCUCUGGUGGCGUCGCCAUCGGCUCAGUGGAUGGAAACAUCUGCUGCUUCAGCAACACGGGGAAACUGGUGUGGCAGUUUCCAACAAAGGGCCCCGUCUUCUCGUCUCCGUGCGUCACACCUGACCAGCGGAGGCUCCUGUGUGGAUCUCACGACGGUCACCUGUACUGUCUGAACUGCGCCGACGGCUCUUUGGUUUGGACUUUCCGGACGUCGGGCAAAGUGUACUCCAGCCCGUGUGUGUUCGAUGGCGCCGCUGUGGGCAGGACGGGGGAUCUGGUGGGGCUGGCCUCCACAGACGGCACCGUCUGGAUCCUGGACGGUCUCAACGGACAAACGCUGGCCUCGCACACUCUGCCCGGGGAGCUGUUCUCAUCCCCGGUGGUGUAUGAACAGUCUCUUGUCAUCGGGUGCCGCAAUGACUCUGUGUAUUGUUUGAAGCUGAGUGUCCAAGAGGAAGCAGAGAAGGAUUAA
This is a messenger RNA of Seriola aureovittata, 3495 nucleotides long. It is a transcript of the gene aasdh, whose product is annotated as aminoadipate-semialdehyde dehydrogenase. Gene Ontology annotation, molecular function: protein binding. The coding region runs from base 127 to 3495 and encodes 1122 amino acids. Gene Ontology annotation, biological process: amino acid activation for nonribosomal peptide biosynthetic process. The record is from RefSeq and is a predicted model, not a curated record. NCBI's taxonomy places the organism in Eukaryota, Metazoa, Chordata, Actinopteri, Carangiformes, Carangidae. The transcript is spliced from 13 exons.